AUGGGCAGGAGGGGCUGGGGCUGCAGGCUAGCUGUCUCCACUGGUGUCCCCACUGCAGUCCUGUACGGCUCCCUGGCCCUGUUUGUCUCCAUCCUGCACAACGUCUUCCUGCUCUACUACGUGGAGACAUUUGUCUCCGUUUAUAAGAUCGACAAGCUCUCCUUUUGGGUCGGAGAGGUGAGUGACAGUUCCUGCCUUCCACAGGUUAUUAUAAUAUUUGUGGGUUAGGAUGUUUAACCCUACUGUUAUACUAACUCCUCCACCACUGACUCUCUGUCCCACACAGACAGUGUUCCUGAUAUGGAACAGCUUGAAUGACCCUCUCUUUGGCUGGCUGAGUGACCGCUCCUUCCUCAGCUCCCCACAGUAAGACGUUCUCUUUUAAUAUUUUUCCUCAAAUCAAUGGUGUAGCUCUCUCUUUUUCACACUCUGUCUUGAAAGUACAGUUAGUGGUAGAAGUUUCUUUACCGUUGCACUAGCCUUUUUUUUUUCUUCUCUCCCCUCCAUCGUAGGUCUGGCCCCCAGAUCUCCAACCCAGAGGUGGUACUAAAGCGGCUGGCUGCCCUCUCCAGGAAUGGCCCCCUGUUCGCCCUCUCCUUCCUGGCCUUCUGGGUGUCGUGGGCGCGGCCGGGCCUCCAGUUCCUGGUGUGCUUGUGCCUGUACGACGGCUUCCUCACCGUGGUGGACCUCAACCACAACGCCCUGCUGGCCGACCUGGCCGUGUCGGCCUACGACCGCACGCGCCUCAACUUCCACUGCUCUCUGUUCAGUGCCCUGGGCUCGCUCUCUGUCUUCCUGUCCUACUGCGUCUGGGACAAGGGUAACUUCUACUCGUUCCGGCUGUUCUGCGUGGCGCUGGCGGCCGUCUCGGCUCUGGGCUUCACCGCCGUGUCGCGCCUGUUGAAGAGCCGCUUUCAGAAAGAGGCGUGCCUGAGGGAGGACGAGGCGGUGAAACUCAAGGAGUAG
Molecule: messenger RNA, 966 nt
Organism: Coregonus sp. 'balchen'
Lineage: Eukaryota; Metazoa; Chordata; Actinopteri; Salmoniformes; Salmonidae
Source: the annotation of a GenBank genome assembly